This is a messenger RNA of Colias croceus (clouded yellow), 5197 nucleotides long. RefSeq lists its product as uncharacterized. Gene Ontology annotation, molecular function: RNA-DNA hybrid ribonuclease activity; DNA binding. The transcript is spliced from 4 exons. The record is from RefSeq and is a predicted model, not a curated record. The coding region runs from base 1 to 4926 and encodes 1641 amino acids. NCBI's taxonomy places the organism in Eukaryota, Metazoa, Arthropoda, Insecta, Lepidoptera, Pieridae.
AUGAAGCGCGCUCGGGUAAGUGGAGUAUGGAAUUACUUCAUAGUUGAUUCUGAAGAAAAUAAGACUGCAAAAUGUACUGUUUGCCUUUCGAAAAUAAGUUUUAAGGCAACAGUAUCUAAUUUAAAUAAACAUUUAAAAACUAAACAUUUGAUAACAAUUACGACAAAUAAAAAUACAAGACCAGAACAAGAAGUUAGGCUGCCAACUUCUACUCCUUCUACAGAGAUUGAAUCAAACGAUGGCGCUUACGUUCCUCAAGCCAGUACAUCCACAGAUGACAUGACGCCUUCGGCGCCUUCACACUCUGUUGAAUUUGUAAGUGUGCCAAGCACACAAACGCCGUCAGAUCCUCGACCAGCUAAUGCAAUACAAUCAACUAUAAAAAUGUUCAGUAGUACGAAAAAGUUAUCUGCAAAACAAAGAAAGGAAAUAGACGACGCGCUAAUGGACCUAUUUUCUAAAAGUUUUCUUCCUUUUUCCAUAGUUGAGGAUAAUUCUUUUAGGAAGUUUGUGGCAAAACUAAAUCCCGCCUACCAACUGCCGAGUCGAAAGCACAUAUCUAAAACCUUAUUAGAUGCAGAAUAUUACAGCUGUGUAAAUGAAGUUAAAGAAAAUCUGAGUAAUGUUGAUUCUGCAUGCCUCACAAUAGAUUGCUGGACAUCGCGGGCACAAGAGGGCUAUCUAGCAGCGACGGCGCAUUACAUCAAUAAUGAUUUUAAUUUAGAAACGGCUCUUUUACAAUGUCGUAUUUUGACAGGGCCGCAUAAUGCAGUUAAUUUGAGUAGAGAGUUGAAUGAGAUAAUACAUGAUUGGAAUUUAACGAACAAAAUUAAACUAGUUGUAUCUGACAAUGCUUCCAACGUCCAAAAUUGUAUUAAAGAGCUUCAGUUAAAAAAUUUCGGUUGCUUUGCUCACACCAUCAAUCUAAUAGCCAAAAAUAGCCUAAAUAUACCGGAGGUUGAAAAUUUUUUAGUUAAGCUAAGAGCCAUCGUGAGUCACUUCAGGCGGAGUAACACAGCUGUAGAAAAGCUAUUAAAAUAUCAGUUGAACAAUAACGUGACCCAACCAAAAAAAAUGAUAAUAGAUGUCGCAACUAGGUGGAACUCCACCUUUUAUAUGUUGGAGAGAGCGUUAUUACUGAAAGAAGCAGUAACAAGUACACUGGCAAUUUUGGACUCCUCAAGCAGUGCUUGUCUUGAAAAUAUAACUGCCGAUGAAUGGAAACUGUGCCAAGAUUUAUGCACUGUUUUAAAACCAUUAGAACAGGUUACGGUACAAAUUAGUGGAGAAAAGUACCUAACAGGCAGUCUUGUCAUAAUUUUCAAUAGAUUGUUACUAAAGGUUUAUUCCGAUAAAAUUUCUAAUGAUGCAACGUUACAUUCCAGUUGUAAAGAUGUGUGUACUAGAAUAUUAAAAGGUAUAAAGACAAGAUUGACUAAUAUAGAAAAGAGCGGCACUUUCAGCGUAGCUACAUUCCUCGACCCAAGAUUUAAAAUAGCAUUUUUUUUGGACAAACCAGCAGCCGAAGCAGCUAAGAAGAAGGUGACUGAAAUGGUUGUCUUUGAAAUAAAUAAAGAAUGGGCUACAGUGUCACCUUCAACACCAACGGUAUUGCCAACUGCACCAGCUACAAUAUCGGAUGCCAGUUCCGAAAAUGCUAGCAAGCCGUACAAUUUUAUUGAUAUUUGGGCAGAUAUUGACGUGCAGGAUGUCCAUACUCUGGAAUCACCGUUGGCCAUUGCGAUUGCUGAGGUUCAAAGAUAUUUAAAUGAUAAAAUGUUACCCAGAAACGCUAGCCCGAAUGAUUGGUGGCGGGAGCCGACACGACGCACUCAUGUGAAUGAGAACUUGAGUGCAGUAGAUCUAACAAUUUGUACAUCGGAUGUAGCUUCAUGUUCAUCUUGGAGUCCCUUACCACAGCAAAAUGUAGAUUGGGACAAAUAUAAAAAUACAAUUGAAAAUGAAGUAAGGAAACUUCCUGAUGUAAAUAUCACUAAUGGAAUAAAAUGCUCGGAAGCGUUGGCAAAAACGAUUUUGCAAGUUGCUGAGGAGCUAUUCCCCGUUAAAUCGACCUCAAACACGCUCAUGUCUUCUCCACCUUGGUGGGAUAAGGAUUGUACAGAAGCGAUUAAGAAACGAAAACUGGAAGAAAAGAGAUAUGCUGAGAAUAUGUCCACGGAGAAUUACAAUAAUCUGAUUGCUACAAUAAAGACAACACGAUCACUACUCAAGAGAAAAAAACAAGAAGGGUGGAAAUCUUUUUGCACAUCCAUUUCACCGAAUACUUGUCCCUCUCAAGUGUGGAAAAAUUUAAAACGCUUCAGGUCAGCAUUUGCUGAGCAACCAUAUAGAUUUCCAGAGUCAUUGGCUCAUGAUUUUAUGCAAAAUAUAGCUCCCAAUACAGUUCCAGAGAAUAAUAUAUUACCCGUGACUUCUGUUUCAUUUGAUCACAACUACUUUCGCAUUGAUUCCUUUUUUUCCCUAUAUGAGUUGAAAGGAGUACUGUCAAAUGUAAAGGAUUCCACCCCCGGCCUGGAUGGUAUACCUUAUUCUUUCUUAAAAAACCUCGGAGAUACUGCAUUACAAUACUAUCUUGACAUAAUAAAUAAUAUAAUGAUUAACGGAAAUAUUCCAUCCGAGUGGAAGACACAAGAAAUUAUACCUAUACUCAAACCAAAUAAACCAGCUGACGAGCUCUCAUCCUAUAGACCGGUAGCUUUGUCAUGCGUUUUAUUAAAGGUAGCAGAACAUUUGGUGAAAAAUCGUUUAGAGUGGCACAUCGAGCAUCACGAUUGCCUAUCAAACAGUCAGUUUGGUUUUAGAAAAGCAAAAAGUACAAUAGACAGCAUAGGCAUUCUCACAACAGACAUACGUUUAGCCUUCUCGAACAACAAGUACUUAGUAGCUACUUUUCUUGAUAUUUCAUCUGCCUAUGAUAAUGUAAUUAUAUCUAUCCUCAAUCAAAAACUUUUUAAAUUAAAUGUUCCUUGUAUACUAAUCAAUUUCAUAAUAAACUCAUUAGUGGACAGAACUAUAUGUUUAAAUUUAAAUGAAUCAGAAAACAUUUCACGUAAGAUUCACAAAGGACUUCCGCAAGGUUCUGUACUUAGUCCUCUGCUGUAUAACAUUUAUACUUAUGAUUUGGAAAAGUCACUGAAUGAUACUGUAAAAAUUCUGCAAUAUGCCGAUGAUAUUGUUAUGUAUAGUGUAAAUAAUAGCUUAGAAGAAGCAUGCAAUUGUUUAAAUAACAAUCUAAACAAACUUAGUAUGUGGCUUAAAGAUAAUGGUCUUGACUUGUCAGUAGAAAAAAGCUCUGUUGUAGUUUUUUCUCGAAAAAGGUCUUUGCCUCAAUUAGAUGUAAGCUAUAAUGGUAGUAUUUUUCCCAUAAAAAAUGAAGCAAAAUUUUUAGGAAUAACAUUAGAUAGUAAUUUAACAGGAAUACCUCACAUUGAUUUUGUAUCGGCUAAAUGUGAGCGUAUUUUAAAUAUAAUAAGGUGCUUAUCUGGCGUGUGGUGGGGUGCACACCCUUUUUGUCUCAAACUAAUUUACAAUGCUCUAAUAAGAAGCAGUCUAGAUUACGGAAUGUUUUUGUUGGAAGGUGGUAACGUUAGUGCCUUUAGAAAACUUGAUAAGAUUCAAGCGAAGGCCAUUCGAAUAGUUGUUGGAGCUAUGAAAUCUAGUCCCAAUAACGCACUUCAAGUUGAGUGUUGUGACGCUCCGCUUCAUCUAAGACGACAGUUUUUAUCCGAUAGAUUUCUUUUCCGAGCGCUGCAAUUUUCCAACCAUCCCUUAUUUCAUAAAUUGAAGGACUUGAAUGAAUAUAUAUUAACAUCUACGUAUUGGCGCUCUAAAAAAGUUCCAUGUCUGAUCGAAAGUUUCCGUAGAGUCACAUCCAUUACAACACGUAUACAUCGAUCUCCACGCUUAUCAUUGUUUAGUCACAGUUAUGAUAAUUUGUUAACAUAUCCAGACAUUAAGUACGAUAUAGGAAUCAUCAAGAAUGAUCCUCUAGCAAACCUUAAUUAUAAUACAAAAGUAAAUAAGGAAUGGAAAGAUUGGAACCUCAUUUUUACUGAUGCAUCUAAGACGUCUUUGUCUGGGUGCACUGGAAUAGGCAUAUACCAUACACAAUACAAAAUUAUUCAAAAAAUAAAAUUACCACCUCAAGCAUCAGUAUUUACUGGUGAAUGUUUGGGCAUUUUGAAAGCAAUUGAAUAUAUAUUAUUAGCGAAGUUAGCACGAACUGUUAUUUUUACUGAUUCUAAAAGUUCUUUACAAAGUCUUGAAAAAUAUCCAUUUCAUAAUAAGCCAUUUUACCCUUUCAUUUUUGAAAUUAGAAACAAAUUAACACUUUGUAAAAAUAAAAAUUUAACAAUAGUUUUUGCAUGGAUACCCAGUCACACCGGUAUAAAAGGCAAUGAAAAGGCAGACGCCUUAGCAAAAGAUGCCAUAGAUAGUGGUGAUAUGUUUCCAUAUAUCAAUUAUUGCCACGAUCUUGGUAACCUUCCUAAAGUUUACCUCCAUGAUACCUGGACUAAACUUUGGGAAAGUAGCGGAAUGCAAAAGGGAAAACGUUUCUAUUCUCUUCAACCACGGAUUCCAAUGAAGCCUUGGUUUAAUAAAACCAAAGGAAGUAAAUUAGCAACAAGUAUAAUCAUUCGUAUGCGACUUGGACAUGUUUGUACUCCUCAACAUCUUACUAAAAUUGGCGUAUUAGAUAAUGAAAUGUGUGAGUGUACUCUAGAUGUGGGCAACCUGAAUCACAUAUUUUUUGCUUGCCCACUGUACGACCAUUCCUCUUUGUAUUUAUCUCUUGAAUCACUUGGUGUACCCUUUCCUAUUUCUAUUAAUUGUCUCUUGCUCAAUCCUGCCAAAUAUUUUGAAGUUAUUGCCAAAUUUAUCACUCGAAAUAAUAUAAAGUUGUAAAUAUUUUUCAUUUUUUUAUCUUUUUAUUUCGGUAAGAAUGCAGUAUGUUUAUUUUUAAAAUAGAAUUGUUUAGUUUUUGAUUUAAUUAUAAUUUUUAUUUAAUAGAUUAGUGUUAUUUAAUAUAUCUAGAUUAGUAUUUUAGAUUGUAUAUUGCUACUUCUCUGAUUAUGCGCGUGCGUGAAUUUUCUGUAAUAAUUGUAAAAAUUUAUGUUUCCCUACCUUUUAAAACUUGACACUGGCAAAUAGUUUAGUCUUGUUGCCAUGAUAAACG